Molecule: messenger RNA, 3215 nt
Organism: Theobroma umbraticum
Lineage: Eukaryota; Viridiplantae; Streptophyta; Magnoliopsida; Malvales; Malvaceae
Product: prolyl oligopeptidase family protein
Biological process (GO): proteolysis
Molecular function (GO): dipeptidyl-peptidase activity; serine-type peptidase activity
Source: RefSeq, a predicted model, not a curated record
CAUUGAAUGCACAUUUCAAGUCCAAUGCUUUCACUUGAAUAGAUCUCUCUCUCUCUCUCUCUCUCUCUGCCAUUACCAAAUCAUCAAAAUCCCACAGAAUCUAACUCCAUUCAAUUCCUUCUUCUUUUUAUCCUAGUCCAAAUUCUAUUGGUUAAUUUAAGUUUCUUUUUUCCUGAAAGAAAAAACGUUCUUAUGGCCGAUCAGCUCAGCUUAAUAUGCAGGAGUUCCUUCAAUUUGUAAUGCAAUCAGUUGAUGACAGUAAAGAAAAGAAGAAGAGUUUGAAACGAUCAAGAUCAUUGUCCCCUCGGGAUAUGCCUGUGACCGACUGCACUGCUAUGCAAACUAUUGACGAUUGCAUUCUUUUCCCUGUUGAAGAGAUAGUUCAAUCCCCACUGCCUGGAUAUGUAGCGCCUACAUCUGUUAGUUUUAGUCCAGAUGAUAGUUUGAUAGCUUUUCUAUUUAGUCCUGAUCACACUUUGAGUAGAAAGGUUUUCACUCUUGAUCUCAAUGCUGGCAAGCAAGAGCUAUUUUUCUCUCCCCCGGAUGGUGGACUUGAUGAGAGUAAUAUAUCACCGGAAGAGAAGCUGAGGAGAGAGAGGUCAAGGGAGCGUGGCCUGGGAGUCACACGUUAUGAAUGGGUGAAGACUAUGUCCAAGAAGAAAACUAUUAUGGUGCCUUUGCCUGGAGGGAUUUAUUUCAAGGAGUUUUCUGGUUCAAAACCAGAGCUCAAGCUUCCAAGCAUGCCAUCAUCACCAAUCAUCGAUCCGCAUCUUUCCCCAGAUGGCACUAUGCUUGCUUACAUAAGAGAUUAUGAGCUGCAUGUUCUGAAUCUCUUGUGCAAUGAACAAAGACAAUUAACAUUUGGCGCCAAUGGGGACAUUCUGACUCAUGCACUUGCUGAGUAUAUAGCUCAGGAGGAGAUGGAUCGAAAAACUGGGUAUUGGUGGUCACUAGAUAGCAAGUUCAUUGCAUUUACGGAGGUUGAUUAUUCUGAGAUACCUCUUUUUAGAAUUAUGCAUCAAGGUAAAAGCUCAGUUGGUCCAGAGGCAGAGGAAGACCAUGCAUAUCCUUUUGCAGGAGCUUCAAACGUCAAAGUUCGCCUUGGGGUGGUUUCCACUGCUGGUGCUCCUGUCACUUGGAUGGAUCUUUUCUGUGGGGGAUCAAACUACGAGGACGAAUAUUUGGCCAGAGUCAACUGGAUGCAUGGAAAUGUUCUUACAGCACAAGUCUUGAAUAGGUCUCACUCCAAAUUAAAGAUCCUUAAGUUUGAUAUCAAGACCGGCCAAAAAUAUGUUGUCAUGGUCGAAGAACUAAAACCUUGGAUUAAUCUGCAUGACUGCUUUACACCUCUGGACAAAGGAGUCACCAGAUAUUCUGGGGGGUUCAUCUGGGCAAGUGAAAGAACAGGAUACAGACAUCUUUAUCUGCAUGAUGCUAAUGGGACUUGCUUAGGACCCAUUACAGAUGGUGACUGGAUGGUUGAACAAAUUGCUGGUAUAAAUGAGGCUGCAGGGCUUGUGUAUUUCACUGGAACUCUUGAUGGACCUUUGGAAUCGCACCUUUAUUAUACUAGACUAUGCCCAGAUGAAAAUUCUACUUUGCAAGCUCCCGUCAGAUUGACUCAUGGCAAGGGAAAACAUGUGGUUGUGCUUGAUCACCACAUGCGGAAGUUUGUUGAUAUUUAUGAUUCUCUUAAUUCUCCCCCUAGAGUUUUGCUUUGCAACUUGAUUGAUGGAAGUGUAAUAAUAUCUCUUUAUGAGCAACCAUUCACCAUUCCCAGGCUUAAAAGGCUUCAACUUGAGCCUCCAGAGAUAGUUCAGAUACAGGCAAAUGAUGGUACCAUGCUAUAUGGGGCUUUAUAUAAGCCUGAUGCUGCAAGAUUUGGUCCUCCACCGUACAAAACCUUGAUCAGUGUGUAUGGUGGUCCUAGUGUACAGCUUGUAUGUGAUUCAUGGAUAAAUACAGUUGACAUGAGAGCGCAAUACUUGAGGAGCAAAGGCAUUUUAGUUUGGAAGUUAGAUAAUAGAGGAACAGCUAGACGGGGACUGAAGUUUGAAGGCUGUCUCAAAAACAACAUUGGCCGUGUUGAUGCUGAGGAUCAGCUUACUGGAGCUGAAUGGCUAAUUAAAAAAGGGCUAGCAAAAGCUGGCCAUAUUGGGUUGUAUGGUUGGAGCUAUGGUGGUUAUCUCUCGGCUGUGACCUUGGCUAGGUUUCCUGAUGUCUUUCAAUGCGCUGUCUCUGGUGCUCCUGUUACAUCAUGGGAUGGAUAUGACACAUUUUACACCGAGAAGUACAUGGGAUUGCCUUCUGAGGAUGCUGAAAGUUAUGAGUAUGGCUCUGUGAUGCACCAUGUGAAUACGAUGAAAGGAAGGCUCCUAUUGGUACACGGCAUGAUUGACGAAAAUGUACAUUUUAGGCACACGGCGAGGCUUAUUAAUGCUCUUGUGGCAGCUAGAAAGUUGUAUGAGCUGUUGAUUUUUCCAGAUGAACGUCACAUGCCACGCCGUCACAGAGACCGAAUUUAUAUGGAAGAGAGGAUAUGGGAAUUCAUAGAGAGGAGCUUGUGAGGUAACUUCUUGUUCAUACAUCAUCUAUAGUGUUGUUUGUCAGGAAAGAGAAUACUGUGGGGUUCAUUUCUCUUCUUAAGAGAGUUAGAUUUGUCUACCCUCUUUUGAAAUUUUAUAAAAAUCUGGGAAAACAUCUCAUGUAUUUUUUAUUUUUUAAAAAAAUUUCAAUUUCAUAAUCUAGCCAAUCAAUCUUUACAUAGAGCAAAGUAGACGCUGGUACUCUGCCAAUUGCUAUGUAUUGAUGAAGAUCCAGUAAGUGUGACUGAUGCUUUCUAUUGAAAGGGAAAAUAUAGAGUUCAGAGAGAGUGGAGUUGAAUAUCUUGCAGGGGCCCAACUUCAUCAUUUCAGUCAACAUAGCUACAGAGGUAUUUAGGAAGGAGGGUAGCAUGGCCAAGUUCUGAUCAACGCAUGAAAUGGGUGGCAAUGACUUAGCACUAGCUAUGUUUUGUCUAGUCGCUGAGUGGAGGAGAAGCAUAAGAUACUAUAAUAGGUGCAGCAUAAGAUACAUUGGAAUGCUUUCUGUUCAUGCUUGCCCACACGCCUCUCUCAUUGCAUAGACUUGCAACUUCCCAUUAAGUUGAUUUUAUUAUCUAUUUUGUAGCUUCAAACAUACAAGUCUAUUGCUAAUCUAUAUACAAUUUCCUUUCA